AUGAAGCAAUUGAGGAAACUCCCCAACCCAAUCCUUCUAUCUCCAACUCCGCCUCCAAUCCCUCUACCUACUACGAUCCCUCAAAAUCUGAACAGCAAUGAACAGCGGAAAGACGCAUAUGAGCAGUGCCUUUCACUGGAGGGGCGAGAAGCAUGGGGUCUCCAGGUUCGUGACCUUGAGAAGGAUUACUUGGAGAACAUUAUGAACCGCCUCAGUCCGGAUGUUGUUGCACGUGUCCUGGGACGAGGUUUGCUUACGGCUCCUAACGAGCAAGGAUUUGACGAAUUAACGCGUCCCACGCCCCAACUAUCCAGGCAAUCCUUUGAGCAAACAAAGCAGAGGGGGUCUCCUUUGCUCCAGCAGCCCUCAAUCCCCGAUACGAAGCUGAAGCAGCUCAUCUUGCGUCGCGACAACUAUCGCUGCAUAUUCACUGAUCUCUUGGAUUCUUCGGCAGAAGGGGAGGGUUCUCCGAUGGAAGAGGAUAUCAGCACAGAGUCAGACCUAGUCGAAAUGACUGAAGACAACAUGCGUGUGCAGGAAAUCAAACCUACGCUCGGUAUUACAUUCGUCUCUCAUAUCGUCCUUGGCCCGGCAGCAGUGUUGAUCGAGCGGUUUGGAGGUAUCCCCUCACAGAUACUUGGGGAUGAAAGUCUGAACGGUCCCUUAAAUGCAUUCACAGCGUCGGCAACGCCUCACCAGCUGUGGAUGGUGCCAGCUAAGGACAAGGAAGCACUUUCAGGGCGACAGAUUGCGAGAACGAUUUGGGAUCAAAAGAGUCGUUACGCUAAGAGUGAAGAUGAAGAACCUCCCCACCUCCCUGACUCACGUCUUAUCGCCCUGCAUGCUGCCUGUGCAAUGAUUCUUCACCUGUCUGGUGCCAUCGAAUAUGUAUGGGAUUUUCUCUUUCGAGAACCCAAACCGAUCUCGCUCAUGACCGAGCCAAAUGCAGCCCAAGAGCUAACCCAAGCUCUAGAGAAGUUACAGUACAUCUCUGCGGUAGCCUGA
Cantharellus anzutake is the source of this 1005-nucleotide messenger RNA. RefSeq lists its product as uncharacterized. The record is from RefSeq and is a predicted model, not a curated record. Bases 1 to 1005 code for a protein of 334 amino acids. The transcript has 7 exons. Lineage: Eukaryota; Fungi; Basidiomycota; Agaricomycetes; Cantharellales; Hydnaceae.